Messenger RNA from Kwoniella shivajii, 1176 nucleotides. RefSeq lists its product as uncharacterized. Gene Ontology annotation, biological process: pantothenate biosynthetic process. Gene Ontology annotation, molecular function: 2-dehydropantoate 2-reductase activity; NADP binding. The transcript is spliced from 2 exons. The coding region runs from base 1 to 1176 and encodes 391 amino acids. NCBI's taxonomy places the organism in Eukaryota, Fungi, Basidiomycota, Tremellomycetes, Tremellales, Cryptococcaceae. Gene Ontology annotation, cellular component: mitochondrion; cytoplasm. The record is from RefSeq and is a predicted model, not a curated record.
AUGACAAGGAUACACUUGCUGGGCGUAGGAUCAAUCGGCACACUCUUAGCGCACAACCUAAGGGUAACAUCACCUACCACCCCUUUGACUCUUCUCGUUCGAUCACCGCGCGGUUUCCCAAAUACCAUUACCUGUACGAGAGAUGGUGUGAGGUCAACUUCGACCGGAUAUGAGAUAGAAUCAUCGAACCCUCUAUCCGAAUAUCAAAGGACUGAUGAACCCAUAAAAAGCUUGAUAGUAACAACGAAAACCACCCAAACUGUGAAUGCUAUCGAACCAUUAUUACCAAGACUGAAUCGUGAUUCAGUGAUCACGUUACUUCAAAAUGGGAUGGGUGUACAUUCCGAACUGAUUCAUACCCAUUUCACAGAUGUAAAGGAAAGACCUAGCUUUAUAUUGGGCACUACGCCCCACGGAGCAUUUACCAAUUCGAAAGGAAAUGUGAAUCAUACCACACCUGCAGGAAAAGGAUUUAUCAAAUGGGGUGUAGUCCCUCCUUCUCCUUCGUCGUUCUUCACAGGUCAAAGUUUCGAAAAUCUGAUCUCUUCUUUCGUCAAUGAGGAUACACAAUCCGAUCCACACAAAGAUGUUCUGGAUAAUGUACAUUCAACCGCGAAGGAAAAUGCUAGUGAAACGAUAGAGACAGAAGGUCUAAAAACGUUGAAAGAUACAUUAACAGCUCUGACCAAAAUGACAGACUUGAAUUCAGAUGUGAUACCAUUCGAUAAAUUGAAUCAAGCCAUGUUGUUCAAAUUAGCAGUCAACGCUUCGGUUAAUCCUAUAACAGCGAUUUUAGGUAGAGGUAAAUUGACAAAUUCAUCUUUAUUAGAUAUACCAAUAGGAUUAGAAAUAGUCAAUAAAUUAGUCGACGAAUGUUCUGAGAUCCUCAUCAAACAUCUCACUUCUUCAGGAGAAACGAAUAAGAUAUCACGAGAAGAUUUAAGUGUGUUUGAAAAAGAUAGUAUGAAAGAAACGAUUAAACAGAUCAUUAGUUCAACAAGUAAUAACGUAACUUCCAUGGCUGUGGAUAUUAGAGAUAGAAGAGAAACUGAAAUUGACUAUAUAAAUGGGUAUAUGAUUAAAUUAGGUAAAGAACUAGGAUGUAAAACAGAAAUCAAUCAACUGGUAUAUGACAUGAUCAAGUUUAUGACAGAGUCUAACAAAGACAAAGUGUGA